Messenger RNA from Paramuricea clavata, 552 nucleotides. NCBI's taxonomy places the organism in Eukaryota, Metazoa, Cnidaria, Anthozoa, Malacalcyonacea, Plexauridae. The record is from the annotation of a GenBank genome assembly.
AUGGGCAACACCCUUGUAAAUCUAUUCAAACGUUGGUUUGGUAAGCAAGAUAUUCGUAUUUUAAUGGUUGGUCUCGAUGCAGCAGGGAAAACGACAAUAUUAUAUCAACUUAAACUAAAUGAACCAAUUUCAAACACAAUGCCGACAAUUGGUUUCAACGUAGAGAGUGUGGAAUACAAGAAUAUAAAUUUUACAGUCUGGGAUAUAGGCGGUCAGGACAAAAUCCGAGCAUUAUGGCGCUUAUAUUUUCAACAGACAGAAGGACUUAUAUUCGUUGUCGAUAGUAAUGAUAGCGAUAGAAUUCAAGAAGCUAAAUCUGAAUUGUUUUGCUUACUUAAAGAAGAAGAGCUUCGUAGAUCUGUGUUACUGGUAUUUGCAAAUAAACAGGAUUUGCCAUUAUCAAUGGGAACUACACAGUUAGCUGAGAAAUUGGGUUUACAUACUCUUUGUGGGAGAAAAUGGUAUAUACAGGCGACGUGUGCUACGAAAGGUACAGGAAUAUAUGAAGGACUAGAUUGGUUGUCAAAACAAAUACGAAACAGGAAUUACUGA